Molecule: messenger RNA, 1155 nt
Organism: Arabis nemorensis
Lineage: Eukaryota; Viridiplantae; Streptophyta; Magnoliopsida; Brassicales; Brassicaceae
Source: the annotation of a GenBank genome assembly
AUGAGGCUUGAUUUAUCUGGCAGGCUUCGGCAAGUUCUUGGUCACGCCAAGGAUCAUGCAUCUAUUGGCAGAGCUAUUGUACAAAACUACAAUGAGAAAGGCUUUUUUGACAUUGAAGUUGCAGUGGUUCGAGCCACUAGCCAUGAUGAUUGUCCUGUUGAUGACAAAACCAUGCACGAGAUACUCUUCCUUGUCUCUAACACUCCGGGAUCAAUUCCUUUUCUUGCUGAGCAGAUCUCACGCCGUCUAGCCAAGACGAGAGAUUGCUUAGUCGCGGGUAAAACUCUGUUGCUCAUCCACCGUCUCUUGCGUGGUAGCAGUCGCUGUAUCGAGCAGCAAUUGCAUAUUGCACACACCUCUGGUCAUCUCCAAAUAGGUUGCUGCUGGUUCAUGAUGAGCUCGGAUCCUCCAUCCUCUGCUUUUCUGCAGAACUAUGUAGCUUAUCUCCAAGAGAGAGUUGGAUGGAUCAUCAAUCAAGCUGGUAAGCUGGAACCUGUUAUGCCUGGUGGCACACAGUUUAGCCGUUACAAAGAGAAAUCCAUGGAUCUGGUGUUCCACAUCUUACCAAAGUGCCAGGAGUUCAUUGCAAAGGUGUUGAAGUGUUCACCGGUUAAUGCCUGUCCUAUCAAUAACCUGGUCCAAGCAGCUACAGGAAACAUCUUGAAAGAGAGUUUCCAAGUUUACAUGACCUAUUCUGAUGGGAUAGCCGCGCUGAUAAACAUGCUCUUUGAUCUGUCAAGACCCGCAAGAGAUUUAGCUUUCGCAAUGUUGAGAAAAGCCUCUCAACAAAUUCAAGAUCUCCGAGACUUGUAUGAAAAGUGCAGAGGAUUCCCUGGGAUGAGAAGCUUGGAUUAUCCAUCUGUGCAAGCCAUUACCAUGGAUCAUAUAAUUGCACUGGAUGAAUGCUCAAGCUAUACUCCUGCAAGUUCUGUAUUGAAUAGAAGUGGAGGCAAAAAGGGGUUCGCUGUCUCUACCAAUCUAAGAGAUCCAAGCACCUGCAUUGGACAAAGACAGGAAAAGUGUUGUGCCGGUUUUUCAUCUACCAGUCCUUUCUCUUUCCCAGUGGAGACCAAAGUCAGCAUGGUCUGGGUUGUUUUCGACAAUGAAGAUCGUGGAGAAUCGGACAAGUCAAUAGAGAAAUCAUAUGAAUGUUGA